AGCACCGCCUCUCUGAGCCUCACGCCGCCGCAGUGCGCAAGGGAUGACGAAACAAUGUGUGGGACGGAAGUAGAGGCUUCUAAUCCACGUGAGUUUACGGAGUAAAGGAAACAUGGGGAAUGAUCGUAAGAGGAAAGGUUCGGUGCCACCUGCAUCACGGUCAGAUCAGCGGCUGAGCCAUGAGAAGAAAAAAAAGAUAAAUUCCAAGCCUAUUGACCAGCAUAUGGAAGAAAUUCCAUAUAAGCUUCGUGAGAUAAUGAAACUUAGAAUGGAAAUGGACAACCCCAAGAAAAAGAGAAAGCGCAAGCCAGUAAGGCAAGGAAUGCUAAAUUCAGAGCUUCAAACAGACAUCCCUGUACCAAAGUUUAAAAGGAGAAAACAGGAGUCUGUGGGAGCCUACCUGAACCGCAUGAACCAAGAGACCCAACAUGUUAUAUUCCUCAGCAAGAACCAGUUAGAUCGUCAUCCUGAAAUGGAAGAGGAGGUGGUGGGGGAAGCAAAAGAGGCAUGUGUUAAGAAAGAGAAAUCCCAGAAGAAGAAAGAGUUUGACAGGAGAAGGUUAGAUAAAGUACUGAAGAAAAAGGAGGAAAAGAAAGAAAUUCUCGUGGAAAAGAAUAAAUUUAAAGGUAUUCAAAAUUAUAAAGUACAGUUUGGUGAGGUUGCCAUGGAACCACCAACAUUUACAUCCAAACCCAGGAAGAGCAGGGGUCAGACCAAGCCAGGAGAGAAGCAGCUUCUUCUCAAGAAACUUCUAGAGGAAGAAAGCAGGCAAACCAACCCUGCUGUAAUGUCACUGGCAAGGAAGAGACUGAUUGAUGAAGAACGUGCACGGGUUAUACAGGCUUACAGACAGCUGAAGAAGCACAAGAUUCAACCAGGCAAAGAGAUUAGUUUCCCAAAAUCCUAACCCCUGUUUAUCCACAUUGUUUGAUCAUAAAUACAUGGACUCUACUGUUGAAAGAACUCCGCUCUUAGAAGGCAGCAGUUUUUUUGCACAGCAUAUAAGGCUAAAGGGUCAAGCUAUCUGAGAUCAGCAUGGUUAAGCAGUGUAAGAACACAACACAACAAAAUACUUAUGCAAGGCAGAACUGUGAGUCAAGUGUUGAGAGAUACCAUCUGCUCCCAAAGCAGGUUCCUAACACAUUGCCAGAAGGAGCAAACUAUUCUGAGAAUUAUACACACUAUGCAAGCUGAUACAUUGGCUUGCAUCAGUUUUAUUUGGCAAAAAAAAUCAAAGCUAUUUAUCCAGGUUACUUUGUGAUCCAGACACAUAUAAGCCAGUGGAAGCAAGCAGAGAAUUCAUAAUGUUUGUGGGACAUGUUGACCUAGAAAAAAAACUUUGUAUAUUGCAUUUAUAAUUCAUAUUGCCUUGAAAUGUAAUAAAUUAACAUUGGUACAAUUACAUCAGAUUCUGAUCAGCUAAACCAAUUGCUUUAAAGGGAUUCUGUCAUGAUUUUUAUAAUGUAUUUUUUAUUUCCAAAUUACACUGUUUACACUGCAAA
Xenopus laevis (African clawed frog) is the source of this 1502-nucleotide messenger RNA. RefSeq names its product coiled-coil domain-containing protein 137. The record is from RefSeq and is a predicted model, not a curated record. Lineage: Eukaryota; Metazoa; Chordata; Amphibia; Anura; Pipidae. The coding region runs from base 113 to 907 and encodes 264 amino acids. The transcript has 6 exons.